AUGCAUGGAUUGAAUAUGGCUGAUUUUGCAUUUUGUGAUAAAUCUCUGUCAUAUGAGGUCAGGGCUAAAGAUUUGGUUGAUCGAUUGACUUUAAUUGAGAAGGCUCAACAAAUGGGAGAUAAAAGUAGUGUCCAUAUACCAAGAUUAGGAUUACCAAAAUACAGGUGGUGGUCUGAGGCAUUACAUGGGGUAGCUCAGGUUGGUUGGGACCCAGUCACACAUUUUGAUGAUGUUGUUCCUGGUGCAGUAAGUUUUCCAAAUGUUAUUCUCACAGCUGCAACGUUCAAUCAGACACUUUGGAAAACUAUUGGCAAGGUUGUGUCCACAGAAGCAAGAGCAAUGUAUAACUUAGGAAGAGCGGGAUUGACAUUUUGGAGUCCUGUAAUCAAUGUUGUGAGAGAUCCAAGAUGGGGAAGAACUUUAGAGACACCAGGAGAAGAUCCUUUUGUUGUUGGACUGUAUGCGGUUAACUUUGUGAGAGGCAUGCAAGAUCUUGAAGGACAUGAUAACACUACUGAUCCAAAUUCUAGACCUCUCAAAGUUUCUGCAUGUUGUAAGCAUUUUGCCGCUUAUGAUAUUGAAAAUUAUCUUGGUCUUGAUAGACUUCGUUAUGAUGCAAAGGUUUCUGAACAAGAUAUGGUGGAGACAUUUAAUCUUCCCUUCGAAAUGUGCGUUAAAGAGGGUGAUGUGAGCAGUGUUAUGUGCUCUUAUAAUCGUGUCAAUGGUAUUCCAACUUGUGCCGAUGCCUAUCUUUUGAAAAAAUUAGUUAGAAAAGAUUGGAAUUUACAUGGGUAUAUAGUAGCAGAUUGUGAUUCUGUUGAAGAAAUUGUGAGGAACCAUAGAUGGCUUAAGGAUACAGGGGAAGAUGCUUCAGCUCAUACGCUAAAAGCAGGCUUGGAUUUGGACUGUGGAAAUUAUUACACCAAAUUUCUUCCAAAUUCAGUGAUGCAAGGAAAAGUUAAAGAGGCUGAUAUGGAUAAGGCAAUCAAAUACCUUUAUAUUGUACUCAUGAGACUUGGGUUUUUUGAUGGAAUUCCAUCUUUGGCAUCACUUGGCAAAAAGGAUAUAUGUACUAAAGAAAAUAUUGAAUUAGCAGCUGAAGCAGCUAGACAAGGGAUUGUUCUUCUUAAAAACAAUGAUGAAACUUUGCCAUUAGACCCUGCAAAUUUCAAAUCCCUAGCACUAAUCGGGCCACAUGCCAAUGCAACUAAAGCAAUGAUCGGGAAUUAUGCAGGUGUUCCAUGCAAGUACAUUUCUCCAAUUGAGGGCUUUUCUGCAUUUGGAAAAGUGACAUACGAGAUGGGAUGCAAAGACAUUAAAUGCGCUAAUGAUAGCUAUAUAAAUGCAGCUGUCAAUGUUGCAAAGAAUGCAGAUGUUACUUUCCUUUUUGUGGGAUUAGAUUUAUCUGUAGAAGCUGAAUGGGUUGAUCGUUCGGAUCUUCUCCUUCCUGGUUAUCAAACUCAUCUUGUCAAUGAAGUUACUAAAGCUGCAAAAGGUCCAGUUAUUCUUGUCGUCCUGACUGCAGGUGUGAUUGAUAUUUCUUUUGCUAAAACCAACCCCAAAAUCAAAUCCAUCUUAUGGGUUGGAUAUCCUGGUGAACAAGGUGGUCGUGCUAUUGCAGAUGUUGUUUUUGGAAAACACAAUCCUGGAGGAAGGCUGCCACUUACAUGGUACGAGGCUGACUAUGUCGAGCAACUGCCAAUGACAUCAAUGCCAUUAAGGGCCGUUGACAAUUAUCCUGGAAGAACGUAUAAGUUCUUCAAUGGCUCGACAGUUUAUCCUUUUGGCUAUGGAUUAAGUUAUACAAGCUUCAAAUACAAGCAAAAUCCAAAAGAACUGUCUUUCGACAUAAAAUUGAACAGGCUUCAACAUUGCCAUGGGUUGCCUUACAAGAAGGAAAACCAAAAUCCAGACUGCCCUUCAGUUUCAAUUGACGAUUUAUCAUGUAAGGAGGAAAUCAAAUUUGAAAUCGCAGUAGAAAAUGUGGGGCAAAAGGAUGGAAGUGAUGUCAUAUUGGUUUACCAUGUCCCUCCAGAAGGAAUCGAAGGAACACCUUUAAAGCAAUUGGUUGGAUUUGAAAGGGUUUAUCUACAUGCAAAAGAGAACAAAACCGUCAAGUUUGUUCUUAAUGUUUGCAAAAGCUUGAACAUUGUUAAUGAUUCUGGUUAUAGGCUUUUGCCAUCGGGUUUGCAUAAAAUUGUGGUGGGAGAUAAAUCAAUUUCAGUUAAAGUUAGUUAUAAACGGUAA
Molecule: messenger RNA, 2247 nt
Organism: Durio zibethinus
Lineage: Eukaryota; Viridiplantae; Streptophyta; Magnoliopsida; Malvales; Malvaceae
Product: putative beta-D-xylosidase 5
Biological process (GO): xylan catabolic process; arabinan catabolic process
Molecular function (GO): alpha-L-arabinofuranosidase activity; xylan 1,4-beta-xylosidase activity
Source: RefSeq, a predicted model, not a curated record